AUGGGCUGCUGUAACAGGAGCUGCGGGCUGAUUGCCGGAAUAGUCAUCGGGGCAGCGUUGGCCCUGCUGGGGGGCAUCCUCUUCCCCGUGGGGGACAAUCUCAUCGUAGAAUCAGUCUUACAGGAAGCCGUCAUCCAGCCCGGAACGCCGACGUACGAGAACUGGUUGACACCGGGAGGAGGGGUCUUAAGACAGUUCAUAUUCUUUGACGUGCAAAACGCCAGGGAGGUGGUGGAGGAAGGUGCCACCCCUGUGGUCGUGGAGAAGGGACCUUACAGCUACUGGACCAGAUACAUACCCAAAAUGGGCAUCACCUUCAACCCCAACGACACAGUUUCCUACCUCAUUAUGAACGAAGCGGUCUUUGAACCGAUGUAUUCGGUGGGAACGGAAAACGACAUGAUCAGCAGCUUGAACUUGGCGGUGGCGGCGUCGUAUUCGAUGGUUCCAAAGCCAAUGCAUUCCAUUCUGGAGAAGAUGAUCAAGUCCAGCAACUCAUCCCUGUUCCAGCGCCGCACCGUCAGGGAGCUGCUGUGGGGCUACAGAGACCCACUGCUGAAGACCAAAAUUGGUCUUUUUGCACCCUAUAACUACACCUUUGACGGGCCCUACAAUAUCUUCACCGGCAAGGGCGACAUCACCAAAGUGGGGACUAUUGACAAGUGGCGCAGUUCCAAGACCCUGAACUUCUGGGACGAUAAGUACUGCAACAUGAUCAACGGAACAGAUGGUUCCAACUUUGCACCCUUCGUGAAUGCGUCGGAGCCCCUCUUUUUCUUCUCCUCUGACAUCUGCCGGUCGGUGUCGGCCGCCUACGAGCAGUCGUUGGAUCUGAAAGGGAUCCCGGUGUACCGCUUCGGACUCCUGCCGUCUACCAUGGCCUCGCCGGCGGACAACCCGGACAACCACUGUUACUGCCGUGAUCCCGUGAUUACCAAGAACUGCACCAUAGCCGGCGUGUUAGACAUCAGCUCCUGUCAAAGCGGACAACCCAUCUACAUCUCUUUACCGCACUUCCUUUACGGUAGUCCUUCUCUGCUGGAUUCCAUAAAGGGGCUUCAACCCAUUUUGGAAGAACACAAGACCUACCUGGAUGUGGAACCUAUGACUGGAAUUACUCUGGGAUUUGCCAAGAGAAUCCAGGUGAACAUGAUGUACGGACCGUCAAAAGUCAUCACGGUAUUGAAGAAAAUUAACGAGACUACAAUUUUCCCUCUGGUCUGGAUGAACGAGACGGCCGAACUGGACGACGAGUCGGCCGCCAUGCUGAAGAUGGCGCUGGUGGACUCGAUGACGAUGUUGGACGUGAUCCGAAAACUCCUGUUGGGUGUGGGCUUGUUCAUCUUUACUCUCUGCCUGAUUUUGUACAUCGUCGUCAGGUGCAAGGAAAAGCAGACCGUCUGA
Messenger RNA from Nerophis lumbriciformis (worm pipefish), 1404 nucleotides. The record is from RefSeq and is a predicted model, not a curated record. NCBI's taxonomy places the organism in Eukaryota, Metazoa, Chordata, Actinopteri, Syngnathiformes, Syngnathidae.